CCUCGUCGCCGACACCGCCGCCUUGCCGGCGACACUGCGGUCGUCGUCUCCGAUGGUGACACCACCUCUGCCAUCUCCCCCAGCCCCCUCCCCAGCUCCCAGAACCACUAUUUCCUCAUCACAACCCUAGGCCGUCCACCGCCCACCGCCCACCCGAUGCAACAUAUCACCUCAAAAUCCUAGGCACCGGUAACCUCAUCACAAAUAUGGAAAUGAGGACGACGAUGGCGUGCGACCGUGUUCGAACUCGCCCCUGGAUCUCCUCAAAGCGUAAUCGAUCGAACAGAAAAUAAGAAAAGGAGAAGAAGAACAUAAUGGGCGGCGACGUGGGAUAUUACGGUGGAGGAGACGCCAGUACCUCCUCGAGGCAGAGCUUGAGCGAAGAUGAGAGGAGAACAUUUGGAGGAGUUUCGAAAAUCGCAGAGCUCGGCGGAUGCGGUGGCCAUGGAUGUGCGGCUGGAGGCGAUGCUUUGAGUGCACUGAAGAAAAAAUUGGAUGAUCCAACCAAUGUUCUGCAGAGUUGGGAUGACACCCUUGUGAAUCCCUGCACCUGGUUUCAUGUUACCUGCAACAAGGAAGACCAAGUUACUAGAAUUGAUCUAGGAAAUGCAGGAUUGAGUGGUCAACUGGUUCCGGAGCUUGGUAACCUUUCAAGUUUGCAGUACUUGGAGCUCUAUCAAAACAAUAUAAGUGGCACAAUUCCUGAGACACUAGGCAACGUAAGAAGCUUGGUGAGCUUAGAUCUGUACUUGAACAACUUGAAUGGUAACAUACCUGAGACUUUGGGCAAUCUCAAAAACCUGCGCUUCCUGUAAGAGUUACAAUUGCAUGUACUGUGUUUUUCUUCUUCAAUUGUUGUCCCUGUUGAGCUUUAAGUCUUCAACCUAUGAAUUAUAGCCAUUUUUCAGGUACACAUCACACAUCAGGGCGUGUGCACACCGCUAUACAUUUAAAAGAAGUA
This is a messenger RNA of Cuscuta epithymum, 961 nucleotides long. Lineage: Eukaryota; Viridiplantae; Streptophyta; Magnoliopsida; Solanales; Convolvulaceae. The record is from the annotation of a GenBank genome assembly.